AUGUCUGAAAUAGCACAAAGCAUUCUUAGUGAAAAUCAAGUCGUUGAACUUCGUUAUUAUGGUAUAAGAGUUUUUUCUUCUCUUCGUGAUCGUAGAAAAUUAGAUGCGAACAAAAGUCUUGCUCGUUUAAUUAUUUUUCUUGGUUUAUGUUUAGUUGGAAUAACAGCUGUAGAUCUAAGUAGAUUAUCAGCAACAAUAAAACAAUCUGAACAAUCAAUUUGGCCAAGUUCUGGAAAAGGUAUUUGGAUUGGUUUAUUUGUAAUAGCUGUUGGUGUUUUUACAUUAAUUGCUGUUAAAGAAAAAUCUCAUAAUUCAUUUAAUAUAUUACUUCCAUAUACAAUUGUAGCUAUUGUACUUUGUAUUUUUGGUUUAUUAACAUCAAUUGAUGUUCUUCAACGUUAUAUAAAACAUCCAACUUUAUCUGAUAAAACAAACAGAAAUAAAGAACAAACAACCCAAUUUGCUUUAAGUGCUUUAUUAAUUGGAUUAUUUGCUCUUUCUUUUCUAUUUUUAUCAUGUCUUUCAUGUAUGAUAUGUUGGACAAUACCUAAUUAUUGUGCUAAAUAUCAAGGUCCAAUGCCUCAAUUAUAUUAUCGAGCAAGAUCAAAUUUAACAAUAGAAAUUCCUCUUCAAUUCCGAGGAACUCCUCUUCUACCAACAAUUGUUCAAUCACCACAUUAUCGUAGACAAUCGCCUUAUGCAGUAAAUAGAGCUUAUAUUUCAUCAUAA
This is a messenger RNA of Rotaria sp. Silwood2, 729 nucleotides long. Lineage: Eukaryota; Metazoa; Rotifera; Eurotatoria; Philodinida; Philodinidae. The record is from the annotation of a GenBank genome assembly.